UAGUGCUCUACUCUUCAUUGCACUGUUUUGUCUGCACAUUUGCACUUUCUACUACUAGCUCAAAAUCACUCACAUGACUAACAUUGAUCUUAUUGUUAUCUUAGUCUAACUAAGAUUAGAAAUCAGCAAUAAUUGAUUAAUCUAUGUUUAACUGUAAUUUCUCCGCACAUCCUGGAUGAUACAUCGACUCGACCGAGUCCGAGCUCUAGCAGGAAGCAAGUAGCUGAUGGCCCUUGGAGGUGCAGAGAUAUCGGGACCAUGGCAUCUGGAUGUAGCAGUGGGGAAACCUUAUCAGAACCAGCGGCAGGUGACUUGGCCACUGCGAUUUCUCAGGGUCCAGUUAGUGAAGAGAUGCUAGAGAGAUGUGCUCAAGAGGGUGGUAUUGAUGUCCCAAACGAGGAUGGACAAACACCAUUGAUGCUCGCAUGUUUGAAAGGUCUGGAGGAUGUCGUCAAGUUCCUAUUAGCAAAUGGUGCCAACCCCAAUUCCAAGAGCUCAAAGGAUGGCAACACUGCUUUGCAUUAUGCAUGCAUGUUAGAAGACACACUAGGCAAUGCAUCCUGGUCAGAAAGACUCCUUGGACAAACAAAAUGGAGAACCCCAAGAUUUCUAUUGUUAAGCUUCUUCUGAAUAAUGGAGCAUCUGUUCAAAACAACAUAGAUGGAUGGAGUCCAGUAUGUGUAGCUGCAUAUUACUUGCUAAAUGACUUUGUUGACUUCUUCUUGUCGAUGGGUGAUGAUGAUAUUCUUUUGGAAGACAAGAUCAAAGCGUCUGAAUUACUGGGAGUGUUAGAGGCUACUCUUUGUCAACGUCCCAUCGAAGAUGCUUUUCACUCUUUCUGCAGAGCCAUAAACUUAAAAGAAGGUGCAGGAGUUAAUGAAGGGAAAGUUCAAAACUCAGAACUUGCUGCUUGCUUCUCAGAACUCUCUCUAAAAGAAUUCCACAAGCUGGAGGAAAUCAAGUCAGUUGAAUCAUCUGAAAGUGCUUUGAAGGCCCAUGCAUUUUUGGUUGGUGAGAAACUAUUUCCUCCAAGUCUCAAGCACAGUUAUUUCUUCCCAUCCCUUGCAUACUUUGCAUCGCGUUUCAUGUUCCAUCAGGAAAAGGUAGAAAGUGGCUUUCAAAUAUUCUCUCAUGUCCUUGAUUCUGAAAGAUGUGGAGAAGCUCUGCCAGGAACAGUACUACAGCAGUUAUCAUAUGCGUAUCAUUUCCACCAAGUAUCUUACGACAUGGAUGAAGAACCAGAACCUCUAGUUCGUCAACUUACUAGGGAUAUGUUGUCUGCAUAUGUUACGAUAUUUAAGAAUGUAUACAUUGAUAGUCUGCUGAAUGUGUUUCAUUCCCUUAUGCAGAGGUUUAGUGUCAUACUUUUUUCAGAAGCCAUGGACUGGUCAUCUCGUAACAUUUUGAAAUCCACCUUGCAAGACAUAGAGAACUUACUGAGUGUCAUUCGAAGUAGAAUCCUGAGGGAAAGGCCUGACGAGUAUAACAAGAUGCCUUCCCUAACAUUUGAAAUCAUGACGCUUGUGCGGAAGGAUGAGGGUGUACUCUUCAACUGCAUAUCUUUUUCAAGGGAAUGGUUCCUUGUGAAAAUAAGGUAUAUGUUGCUCAGGGUUCUGCCAUCUGACAAUACUUCUUACCAGGAUAGGUCCAGUGGCAACACCAUACUGCACAUGUUGGCAUACUCUACAUUUCCAGCAACUUCAUUUGGAUGUCUUAAAGAAGUCAUGAGAUGUAUCCAUGAUCUUGCUCGGGCCUUUAUACGUCAUGGAUGUUCUGGAGAAGCAGUGAAUCAUGAAGGUCAAACUGCCAGAGACAUUUUGCCUGAGUUUGACUUGAAGAAGAAGCCAAAUUUUAAGCUGAUUGAGUCAUUGUUGAGUCAACCAACCACAGUUCUACAACUGAAGGUAGCAGCUGUCAAAGCAGUCCUCCGACACAACAUCAACUACCAAGACAUCCUUCCUCUGAGGCUGCGUGAGCUGGUGGAAGGAGUUACAGAUUUAGACUUUGAAUUAACAGUGUUAGAUACAGAUGACAGUAGUGAAGAGAAUAAGUGUUGUUGUUGUUAGGUACUCACUGAAUUUUCUGGAUUGUCAUCCAUUUUAUGCCCUUUAUAGGAAAGAUCACUCUAGUAUGAAGCUGGUGUGGGAAAAUGAGGUACAUAGAUGUCAGUGAUAGAUGGUGGUAAAGUUAUGAAGUCCUAGAGGUCUUAGCAAUCAAAUGCAAACUGGGAAUUGUGUAAUUUCCCCCAUUAGCAGCCCUUCAUUUUGUUUUCUUUGUUACAUUUCUUAUUUUUUCCCCCUUUUUUUCUCCAUAGAUAUUCUAUGUUCUAAAUAUGAUACUGGACAAAUCUUAACACACACAGGUCUGAAAUGAAUCUAUUCCUCUAUCAGCAAUUGAGAGAUAUAGAUGAUUCUCAAUUAAAACAAAUGUAGGGCUGCUUGCAAGGGAAAUUAGGGCAAUCACAAUUUGUAUUACGUCAAUUACUGCUUUUCAAAUUGAUAAUCCCUUCUUGAUUUUUGUAAAACUUUGAGCAAUGUGUCAAUUAUCCAUACAGUCCUCAUGAUGACCAGCCAGUCAGUUAAAAAUAUCCAGACCUCUACAUCUUCUAGUCUUGUUCUCUCUUUAUACUUUAUAGUUUGUGAGUCUUUUCAGGACUCCAUCUAAAGGCAUCUAUCGAAGAACGCAUAACCGCUCAAUCCUCUGCUUCUCCCUUACAUGCUGAUCCUCUUCAGGAUGAAACAAGAAAGAAGACCUUUCCUUUGUCUCUCUUAGUUUAAUUUUGUUUCCACUUUCCAUCCUUCCUGUGAACCAACAAUCCUUUGCAGGAAUAGUCACUUGGUGUACUGUAAAUCAAUCAGUGUAAAACAAAUGUGAUAGUACAUUGAUGCCCUAUAUGCUAUACAAUAGCAUACAACGACAAGUGAAUGCAAGUAGGUUUCUUCUCUCAGCACAAGAGAGCAGCACAAAGCCAGCUAAAAAAUAACUGUCUCUCUAAGUAGCAGAAAUUAUAACUGAAGGCCGACUUAGAUGCUGAAUUGAAAUGCCAACUUUCCUUCAUCUAUGGUCACCAAGAAAUUCUAGUGUUCUCUAGUUUCCAUCCUUUAUUGAAUAGUAUUUUGAUGUUCUAUUUCUAUAGAUUAUAAUGCAGUUCUUGGGUAGUACAUGUGUGAGUAAUCAUCUUCUGAUAGUCUAAUAUGAGUGCAUCACAGAAUUUCUUUGUGCGGCGAACACAGACUACACAUUUUCCAAAAAUGUGGGUUCUGUUUCUUAAAACUGGUUGUCAAUAACAUUACAUUAAAGUUACAGUAACUGUUAUAUGCUAUUGACCCCAUGGCAUUUGAUAGGCUGAGAGCAAGUUUGUCACAGAAAUUAAGCAUUUGCUAUUGCUAACAAGUGUUAUGGAACAGGGGUCUGACUAGAAACAAACACUUGUUAUCAAUUUCCAUGGCUUCAUUCAAUGCACUCUAUUAUUAUUAUUAUUAAGUGUAUGCUACUCUCGUUUACAUUUUUAUCUCUAGCUCUAGCAAGAAGCAAGUAGCUGACAGCCCUUGGAGGUGCAGGGAUAUCAGGACCAUGGCAUCUGGAUGUAGCAGCGGGGAAACAUUAUCAGAACCAGAACCAGCAGCAGGUGACUUAGCCAAUGCGAUUUUUCAGGGUAUAGUGACUGAACAGAUGCUAGAGCGAUGUGCUCAAGAGAGUCGUAUUGAUGUCCGGAACAAGGAAGGACAAACACCAUUGAUGCUCGCAUGUUUGAAAGGUCUGGAGGAUGUCGUCAAGUUUUUAUUAGCAAAUGGUGCCAACCCCAAUUCCAAGAGCUUAAAGGAUGGUAACACUCCUUUGCAUUAUGCAUGCAUGUUGGAAGACACACUAGGCAAUGCAUCCUUUCUAGAAAGACCCCGUGGAUACCAGCUUGAACCAACAACAUGGAGAACCCCCAAGAUUUCUAUCGUUAAGCUUCUUCUGAAUUAUGGAGCAUCUGUUCAGAACAACAUAGAUGGAUGGAGUCCAGUAUGUGUAGCUGCAUAUUACUUGCUGAAUGACUUUGUUGACUUCUUCUUGUCGAUGGGUGAUGAUGAUAUUCCUGUGGAGGACAAGAUCAAAGCUUCUGAAUUACUUGGAGUGUUACAAGCUACUCUGGGUCAACGUCCCAUCAACGAUGCUUUUCACUCUUUCUGCAGAGCCAUAAACUUAAAAGAAGGUGCAGGAGUUAAUGAAGGGAAAGUUCAAACCUCAGAACUUGCUGCUUGCUUCUCAAAACUCUCUCUAAAAGAAUUCCACAAGCUGGAGGAAAUCAAGUCAGUUGAAUCAUCUGAAAGUGCUUUGAAGGCCCAUGCAUUUUUGGUUGGUGAGAAACUGUUUCCUCCAAGUCUCAAGCAGAGUUAUUUCUUCCCAUCCCUUGCAUACUUUGCAUCGCGUUUCGUGUUUCAUCAGGAAAAGGUAGAAAGUGGCUUUCAAAUAUUCUCUCAUGUCCUUGAUUCUGAAGGAUGUGGAGAAGCUCUGCCAGGAACAGUACUAAAGCAGUUAUCAUAUGCGUAUCAUUUCCACCAAGUAUCUUACGACAUGGAUGAAGAACCAGAACCUCUAGUUCGUCAACUUACUAGGGAUAUGUUGUCUGCAUAUGUUACAAUAUUUAAGAAUGUACACUUUGAUAGUCUGCUGAAUGUGUGUCAUUCCCUUAUGCAGAGGUUUAGUGUCAUACUUUUUUCAGAAGCCAUGGACUACUCAUCUCGUAACAUUUUGAAAUCCACCUUGCAAGACAUAGAGAACUUACUGAGUGUCAUUCGAAGUAGAAUCCUGAGGGAAAGGCCUGACGAGUAUAACAAGAUGCCUUCCCUAACAUUUGAAAUCAUGACGCUUGUGCGGAAGGAUGAGGGUGUACUCUUCAAAUGCAUAUCUUCAAGGGAAUGGUUCGUUGUGAAAAUAAGGUAUAUGUUGCUCAGGGUUCUGCCAUCUGACAAUGCUUCUUACCAGGAUAGGUCCAGUGGCAACACCAUACUGCACAUGUUGGCAUACUCUACAUUUCCAGCAACUUCGUUUGGAUGUUUCAAAAAAGUCAUGAGAUGUAUCCAUGAUCUUGCUCGGGCCUUUAUACGUCAUGGAUGUUCUCUAGAAGCAGUGAAUCAUGAAGGUCAAACUGCCAGAGACAUUUUGGAUGAGUUUGACUUGAAGAAGAAGAAGCCACAUUUUAAGCUGAUUGAGUCAUUGUUGAGUCCACCAACCACAGUUCUACAACUGCAGGAAACAGCUGUCAGAGUAGUCCUCCGACACAAGAUCAACUACCAAGACAUCCUUCCUUUGAGGCUGCAUGAGGUGAUGGAAAGAGUUACAGAUUCGGACUUUAAGUCAAAGGUAUUAAGAAAAUUUGACAAUGGCAAAAGUGAAGAAAAUAGUGACAGCAACGAUAGUAGUGACAGUAGUGCAGAAAAUAGCGACAGUGAUGACAGUAGUGACAGUGAAAACAGUAGUGAGAGUUCUGAAGACAGUGAGUGACAGUACCACGAGAAGGUUGAGUUGUGAUAAAAGCAAAAAUGAUUUGGCAGUUUGCUAAGUAUGUUUGCAGAAAAAGGAAUGGUUUUCAUGUUCGCCCUGAUGUUCGAAUUAUGACUAGAAAUAGCUUAAAAGUUUAUUGCCAAAUGUGAGUAGUUCUAUAUACACAUAACCGGGGGAGGGGUGAGGGGCUGUCGAUCUAGUGAAUUACCCCUCAAAGCAUUUGUCACAUUGUACGUGAGACCGACCUUGUUGGUCUUGUGGGCUGUAGCAAUUAUGUACUACACAUGCAUAAACAACCUGUUUCCAAUUGUUUCUUAACAUUACAUUCACAUGACCAGAACUGAAAUUUAUCUUGCAAAAUGACUCAUCUGACUAGGGUGAAGGACUACUGAGCAGUGUGUUUUGGUGCAUCCUCACAAACCAAUUCUUUAUUCCUUAUCACUGCUUCUUUUUCGGUCUAAAGUACAUUAAGCUACAAGUUCAAAUCGUGUCAUUCAAUUCUCACUGCAUAAAUGUUACAGUAAUAUUUUAAUUCUGAUUUCUGUAAGUAAUCAUCAACAUCUGAUCUCAUUUUCUCUUGGCUAUUAGAAGUAGAAGAGAGAUCAAAUAUGAAAUGUGAAAAUUACAGUGUUUGUACAUUGUAGUAGCCAGAGUUUAUUUGAUAUAAUUACCUUAAUUUCCUGUCUGUAUAUAUUGAAAAUAAUGGUGACCAAAAGCAAAGUUAAUGUAUAAGCCUAUUUUGUGUCUGCUUGAUAUAAUAUAUGUUGCCAUCAUUGCCAUGUACUAACAGAUUUCACUGAGUCACGAAAUAUUUUUCGUUUAUAAUUUGCCUGGAUGGUUUUGUUAUAUAAGUAUUCUUUUAUCUCCCUAUAUGUUUCAGGCCCAAUAAAAGAUGUGUUGUUUCGGAGUUGAAAGAA
This is a messenger RNA of Strongylocentrotus purpuratus (purple sea urchin), 6407 nucleotides long. Its product is annotated as protein fem-1 homolog C. The transcript is spliced from 2 exons. Lineage: Eukaryota; Metazoa; Echinodermata; Echinoidea; Camarodonta; Strongylocentrotidae. Gene Ontology annotation, molecular function: protein binding. The record is from RefSeq and is a predicted model, not a curated record. The coding region runs from base 3574 to 5490 and encodes 638 amino acids.